Messenger RNA from Haliotis rubra (blacklip abalone), 858 nucleotides. Its product is annotated as scavenger receptor class F member 1-like. Bases 22 to 687 code for a protein of 221 amino acids. The record is from RefSeq and is a predicted model, not a curated record. The transcript is spliced from 4 exons. NCBI's taxonomy places the organism in Eukaryota, Metazoa, Mollusca, Gastropoda, Lepetellida, Haliotidae.
UAGGUACCCUGUUGAACCAGCAUGAAGGUCUACUUUGCCGCAGUGUGUUCAGUGGUUGCUGUUGUUGCGGUUGCCAUCGCUUGCAGUGACGGUCGUUAUGGACAGCACUGUCAGUCUGAGUGUGGUCACUGUAAAGGAAACCUGCCAUGUAACAAGAUCAGUGGAACAUGUGAUCAAGGAUGUCAGCCAGGGUUUCAAGAAGCCUUUUGUAAAGGAUGCGUUGAUGGUAUGUACGGGGUUGACUGCAUGUGUAAAGACCCCCUAACCUUUGACGACGAGUCCAGUGGAGAAUGUCCUCAAGGAUGUCAGAGUGACUUCAUGAAGCCCCAGUGUCCAGAGUGUCCAGAGUGUCCAGCAGCACCAGGACGCCCCCCAACCUUUGACAACGAGUCCAGUGGAGAAUGUCCUGAAGGAUGUCAGAGUAACUUCAUGAAGCCCCAGUGUCCAGAGUGUCCAGCAGCACCAGGACGUUCAAACUGGGAACUACCAGUUACAGCAACACUCGGUGCAAAUCUUGUAUUUGCCCUCAUCGCUCUGUUGACAGCCAUCAUUUAUAACAGAAGAUUGAAGAAACAACUAGUUGCUUUACAAAAGAAGUCUGAAAAUGACUACAUGUCUUUAGAUGAGGCGACCAGGGAUCCAGUUGUUGAAAUCAUAUAUGAAAACACUGACAACACCGUCCUGUAGACCAUUAGGGGUCACGUUGGUCAAAUGAGAAAAGUGACAAAACCAUUUCCAUAAUCAUGAAAAAAUAUGUGCCAAAAGCUGGGUCCAUUUGAAGAUUCCGAAUUUUUCAGGAUCAUCUGUUUCGGAAUCACAAUUAAAUUGUGAUCAUAACAGGGUAAAUCCAAAGUUAUA